Penicillium maclennaniae is the source of this 933-nucleotide messenger RNA. Its product is annotated as YeeE/YedE family protein. The transcript has 3 exons. The record is from RefSeq and is a predicted model, not a curated record. The coding region runs from base 1 to 933 and encodes 310 amino acids. Gene Ontology annotation, cellular component: plasma membrane. Lineage: Eukaryota; Fungi; Ascomycota; Eurotiomycetes; Eurotiales; Aspergillaceae.
AUGUUCACGCCAAUUCAUACCUCGCUCGGUGCACUGCUCUUGUUUGAGGGGUCCUCGGGUCUGCUCUUUCACAAUGGGGCAGUCUUUGGUAUCUCAUCCUUGAUCUCGGAAUCGGUGUUUAGCCCAAGUCGUGAUAAUGUACCGAUUGUCGCUGGACUCAUGUCCAGUGUGCUCCCAGUGUAUCUGCUGGCACCGUCUUUGAUACCAAAUUAUCCUGCUUCUCCAAACUCAUUGGCUUCUGUGUUGACAACGCUGGGUGUUGGAAUCCUACUGGGUUGGGGAACUAAGAAUGGGCGCGGAUGUACCUCCGGACAUAUGCUCUGCGGGUUAUCCCGUCUCUCGCCACGCUCAUUGAUCGCAACAGCCGUUUUCUUCACCUCUGCCCUGAUCACCGCAAAUUUCGCAAAUGGAGGAUCAAAUAUCCCUUCCUGUGGAUCAACCCCGUGCUACACACCAGUCUACCCAUCAUCGAAUGAGGUGGUCUUCAUGACUGCGGCAGUCUUGCUUUCUAGCAUGACUAACUUCCUUGUCGUUCCGAAGAUGAUGCACCGGUCGAGAGAUCCCGUACCAUCUUCUCCUACCUCGCAGGACUGGAAUUUGGACUUGGCCUACCCGUCUCGUUUUGAUCCGUCACUGGCUCUGAUUAUUCUUUUCGGCAUCGGGCCGUCAUUAUCGACAUACUUGAUGCAGAGUCCGGGCCGAAUCUCGAAGAACGAGAAGAAACCAACAAAACCGACGCUUGCUGAACAAUGGAGACUUCCCACUGCUCUAGUGGCAGAUAUUGACUGGCGCUUUGUGGCUGGGGCUGUGGCAUUUGGGGUUGCAUGGGGAUUGAGGGGAGUCUGCCCCGGUCCGGCAGUCUUGCGCUCGGUGCUCCAGCCGACAUGGGGGCUGUCAACUAUGAGUGGGUACAUCCUAGGCAAUAUGUUCUAG